GGUUCAAAGGUGUAGAUCGCUUCUGCGCUUGUUACCGCGAUCGCAUUUAAGAUGUCUUUCGCCCAAACAGCUUGGAACAGUUCCUGCAAUUGCACUGCUUUCGCAUUUCUCCAAACGAAGAUGUAUUUAUGCAGUAGUUUGCGCUGUUGUUUCGCAUUUAACAUGUCGGUAAUCCACUUGAGUUGUGCGUCAUUGUCUCCGGCUAAAAUGAAGACACUCAAGCUGCUAUAACCGCGCGAGAGUUCUUUGCUGUAAUGCUCCAGCUGCAGCGUAAAGCUUGGCAGUUGCGUCAUACAGCUGAGUAUCUGCUGUUCCAAGUGAUAUAGGCUGUUAUCCAGUGUCCGCUGCUUGAUAUAGACCAAAUUGACGUGUGCAUCUACUUCUGUGGCGAUAUCGCACACUCUUUGGCUCAAGGCGUCAUGUUCGUUUGGUGCUGUUAAGUUGAAAUGUGUUUGUGUACGGAUUCCAGCGGCUGUUAUAAUGAUUUUGGUGAUUAGCAGCACUACGUCUAAGCGCGCGUAAAACAUUUUUGUUAGUGAAGCAUAUUUGGAGGCGCUUUCUGCUGUCGAGCUUAACGGCUGAUUGCCAUUAGUUGAGCAAAUAAUAAACAAAGCGUAAUACAAUCAGCAUUAAUUAGUUUAUUAAACAUCAUCCUAAAUGUAGGCAACGAUUUUUAUUUUUUGGCUAAUAUACCUCACACCGUUUAAACAAUAAACAACACGGUCUCUAAUGCGGCUAUUGCUAAAGAAUAUAAAGUUUUUUUUUGUAAUAAAAGCAUAAGCCUCUCCGAGAAAUGCUCUUAAUGUAAUAUCUCAACUACACGAUUAUUUCUAUGGGAUCGCUGUAGUACAAUUUCUUCGAAAGUAUCGAAGGAGAAUAAUGUUUAAAAAUCUGAAAAUUAGGGUCUGAAAUGUUCAGUUUUUUUUGGAUAGUCGUGAUCGGGACUGAUAAUAUCUUAUAAAUUAGUGGUUUAUCCACUGACAUUUUUAUAUCUUAUUUACUCAAUGGAAAAUAUUAAACAUUAAAUUCUUUUAUAUAUUCGCUCCGGCUUCGCACGGGUUUAAAUUUCAACUACAUUUUAAAAGAUGUAAUGUUUUACACACUCUCCCUUACAUAUAUAUUUACUUUUCCGUUUCUUGCGUGGGUUCAUUAAAAAAAAUGUAAAAUGAUGAAAAUUCGAACUUCAUGUUAUUUUUCAUGUUAUAUUUUAUUUGUAAUGAGCUAAAACUUGAUUACGACCUCUAGUCUUUGGUGUCCGUUGUCUUUCUCUCUGAUUAUAAAGCGAGCUUGUAUAUUCCUAAUAUUUUGUACUUCACGCCGCUGCACACGCUCCGUACUCGACUCUCAAGCGCGUGGCAGGUUUUGAAAUUUUGUUCAGCAAGCAGCUGCGAGCACUUGUUACUCGACUCUAUGGCACGUAAUUGCGAUGUGCAGAUAAUGACUUGCAAGACGAUUUUCAGUUUCAGAUUAAGAUUCUCCAUCACGGAAACUUUUUGAUACCCUUACAUGGGAACUAUUUCCAGAAAGUUGAGAUUCUUGCUAAAUAGCCUAUGUUACUCGGGGUGAAUGUAGCUUUCCAAUGGUGAAAGAAUUUUUGAAAUCGGCACAGUAGUUUUUGAAUUUAUUAAUUACAAACAUAUCUUUCCUCUUUAUAAUAGUUUUAUAGUAUAGAUAACCUCAAAAUUAGGUAUCCCAAUCAUGGGUUCUUAGUCGACGAUGUGAGAACUUGAUAUUGUUAACUACCGGGAUUAAAAAGAAAUAUAUUUGCGAUCCCGAAUUUACCGGGACAUCGUGAUAAUUAUUAUCAUAAAUCGGGAUUUAGAAAUGAUGAUAUCGAUAUUCUGUACAGUUUCUUAUAUUUAUUUAUUUUUUUUUAAGAAAAAGUGGUUUUUAUUCAUCAAAUUGUUCGACUUUAAUCGGAAUCUGGACCCCCUAGUAAAAUACAGGAUUUCGGAAUAUAUUCUGAUAUAACUUUCUUUGACUUCUAUUUUGUAGUUUACACGAAAUAAAUUUAUUUUGAACUCAUUAAUCGAUACAUUAUUCUAUAAUCGAUGUUAACAAUCAGUUAUUUCAUUUUAAACAUUUUUCUGAAAUGUGUUUUGUGAAUGGGGAGCACAUUUUUUAAGUAUACUGGGUUGCUAUUCGAACCUACCUAAAGUACAUACUGUUUCCCGAAGUGUUCUAUAAUUGUCUGUAAUUAAUCGUUAACAUUUCCACCUUAUUUCCAUACUACAAUGCUUGAAUUAAUUAAAGCAAAUAGUCGUCUAGGGAAUACACACCCUGACCCAGCCAAUUCUUUACAUUGCUAAUGAAGCGCGCUAUAAAACCGCUAUAAAACCGCUAUAAAAUUACUGAAGUCUCAUGUUGAUGUAAUAUUUUUUGGUUAAACGUAAAAAUGCUUUACCACAAACUAGUCACAUUGCUACUGAUAAACGAAAUCUACGCGGCUUCAAACGUAUAUAAUUUGGAACAUUUGAAAGCUUGGAAUGCAACGCUGCCGUCCGCGCCAACUGACUUACAGCUAGCGCAUAAAGCAUGCGAAAUCGCUGCGAAAUAUGAUUCUUACAUCUACACAGUCUACACUGGCGCGCAGCAGGAUAACAACACCGCCGAGUUGGAGUUGAAUUUAUUGAAAUGUAUGGCCGAAUUGCCGACACAUGUGACGGCGCUCAAGGCAUUGGCGAAGGAGCCGCAACGACGCUACAACAGUUUCAGCAUUUUCGUGUUAUCUACGAGCGCUGCCGCGAACGUCGCGCAACUGCAACGCAUUGUCAACGCGCUGAAUGAGAAACAAAUGUGGAAACAUUUUCACAGAUACGCAUUUAUUUGGCGAAAUGCACAGCGCACACAAUUGCACGCGCUGUUCUCGGCUGUGUGGCAGCGCAAGAUACUCAACGCUAUUGUCAUAACUGACGAUCAACACAUUUACACUUUCGAGCCAUACACCGCGGCGGGUUUCGCGCUGAAACGCAUCACUGACGCGCAGUAUUUCUACGAUAAGCUCAAGAAUCUACACAAACAACAAGUGCGCAUAACAAUGUUUAAGGAUUUCCUACGCGCCAUACCGCGUACGCGCGCCGCCGACGGUUACACCGGCGUUGAUGGUUUGCUCGCGAGCAAUAUUGUCGCGUAUCUCAAUGCGACAGCGAAUUACACACAACCCGCUGAUAAUGAGAAUUAUGGCGCUUGUUUGGCGAAUGGCUCGUUCACGGGCGUACUGCGCGAUCUAAUCGACGGCGCGGCCGAUGUGAGCUUCAAUGCGCGUUUUACGCUGCCGUGCGCCGCGGCGGAAGUGGAAACGCUCUAUCCAUAUUUCAAGCGCAAAUUGUAUUUGGUUGUGCCGUCGGCGGAAAUGCAACCGGAAUACCUGAUUUUCAUCAAAGCGUUCACGUAUACGCUCUGGCUGCUAUUGGCAUUGAAUUUCUUUGCGGUUAUCGCUAUCUUUGCGUUGCUCAAAAACUAUGCGGAACAUUUGCCACAUGCCGCGCGCAUGAAACAUGGUCGCUGGUAUGAACUCAUCGAAAUGUUUCUGAAGACGCAAUUAGGCGAGCCGGUGACUGGCUACUCGCGCAUUAGUUCGCUGCGUCAGUAUCUCAUUACUUGGAUCUACUUCAGUUAUGUGGUGACCACAAUCUAUUUCGGCAAGUUGGAGAGCAGUUUUGUGCAGCCGAGUUACGAAGCGGAAUUGGACACACUGGAUGAGCUGCCUAAACUGGAUGUGCCGAUAGUAGGCGUACACACGCUCUUCAUAACGGUACAGCCAGCGUUGAAAGCGGCACACUGGCAUGAGAUUGAAAAGCGCGCGCUCUAUCUGCCGCUACACUUUUCCUCUUUUCUCUUCGCUGUGCCCGUGGCUAAGCGCAAGAACUGGCGCGUUGCUUUCCUGCUGCGUGGCGAAACGGCUAAAGACUUCUUGAUAAAAACCUACGAUGUGCAGCGGCGCCGUCCGCGUUUUCAUGUGGUCAAGGAGUAUUUGCGUUCCAUGCCGCAGGAGUAUAUAUUGGAGAAGGGUUCACCGUUCCGUUAUAAGUUUCAACUCUAUCAAGCUGCUAUGUUUGAGAGCGGUCUGCUGGAGUAUUGGAGUAGUAACGAUACGCGCUACACGAGUCAGAGUGAAUUUCACGAGGUCGAGGAUUUCUACGAGGAGUUGCCGAACGAUUUGGAUUUCGACUUGAGCGAAAUAACGAGCACCGUUGGCGGUAAUACGGUGCAUAAUCGUAGACAGGUGGUGCUGAGCAUGCAUAUACUGCAGGGCGCAUUCUAUUUGUGGGGUUGUGGUAUAUUCGUCAGUAUAAUGGGUUUUCUUGUGGAAUAUGGCUAUUGGAGGUAUAGCAAAAGAACAGUGAAACAAGAGAGGUCAGAAGCAGUGGAAUAAUAAAUAAAAAAAGUCGAG
This is a messenger RNA of Zeugodacus cucurbitae (melon fly), 4393 nucleotides long. RefSeq lists its product as uncharacterized. The record is from RefSeq and is a predicted model, not a curated record. The transcript has a single exon. Lineage: Eukaryota; Metazoa; Arthropoda; Insecta; Diptera; Tephritidae. Bases 2396 to 4375 code for a protein of 659 amino acids.